AUGCCUUUCCCAGGCGAUACACUCCCUUCAUUAACCGUGCAUUCUCCCCCUACACUGCACAAUAACCAGACUCUACCCCUACACCACGACCCUCAGUUUCCACACGCGCAAGAGCUAGACGAACUAGCUCCAGUUGGUCAACGUCAUAAGAGAAACCCUUCUGCCAGCUCAGAAAAGGAAGACACGCAGCAUCUCCUUGCAGCAGACUCCUCAGACUCAGACGAAGAAGACACGGAGAAUUCUAUGGGUACCAAAGCCCGACGACCUCGUUCAAAAGAGCCAGCAGGCUCAGCCUCCUCGACCGGAGGCCAAAACGGUCACGCAAACGGCAGCAUGAACAACAAUGUCGAAUACCGGAGGAAGAACGCCUCCCUCGAAUCACCCUCCAUCACUGCCAACCUGAUGUCCAGGGAGUCUUUUACGUUAGACGAACACGUCCCGCGCACGCCGACUAUCAAUAAUCAUGGCUUCUUUCAGCUGCCCAUGCAGGAUAGGAGGAAUUUCGGACUGUUGGUUCUGUUAUAUUUUCUGCAGGGCGUGCCGAUGGGACUGGCGACGGGCUCGGUGCCAUUUCUGCUGAAGCCACAUAUGUCGUACGGUGCGCUUGGCGUGUUUAGCUUGGCUUCAUAUCCGUAUUCGUUGAAGCUGUUAUGGAGUCCGGUGGUGGACGCGGUAUGGAGCCCCAAGCUCGGACGGAGAAAGAGUUGGAUCAUGCCGAUUCAGAUGUUAUCCGGGUUUGGGAUGAUAUGGCUUGGUGCGAGAGUAAAGGAGAUGAUGGUUACGGCUGGAGAGAAUGAUGGUGCUGGAAUUUGGGGAUUUACAGGAUGGUGGUUCUUCCUGGUUUUCAUGUGCGCGACACAAGAUAUUGCGGUUGAUGGCUGGGCUCUGACCUUACUGACACCGGGGAAUAUCUCUUAUGCGUCGACAGCACAAACGGUUGGCUUGACCGCCGGCCAGUUCAUGUCGUAUACCGUUUUCCUGGCCUUCAACUCCCCGGACUUCGCCAAUAAAUGGUUCCGAAAAAUCCCCCUGGAGGAAGGUGUUAUGACGCUGGGAGGAUAUUUGACAUUUUGGGGCUGGGCAUACAUAAUUGUUACGCUGGGCCUCGCGUUCUUGAAGAAGGAAGAGAAGACCAAGAACGAAGACGGGAUCUGGGACGUCUACAAAGUGAUGUGGGGAGUCUUGAAGCUCAAGAACAUCCAAACAAUCAUCAUCGUCCACUUGAUCGCCAAAAUUGGCUUCCAAGCCAACGACGCCGUCACAAACCUGAAGUUGAUUGACAAAGGAUUCAGCCAGGAAGACCUCGCCUUGACUGUCUUGAUUGAUUUCCCUUUCGAGAUUGGACUGGGAUAUUAUGCAGGAAAAUGGUCAACAACAUACACCCCUAUGCGUCUCUGGUGCUGGGGCUUCGUGGGGCGCCUGAUAGCAGCUGUCCUCGCACAGAUAACAGUCAUCAUCUUCCCCUCCAAGGGCGUCGAUACAUGGUACCUGCUCGUCGUCAUCGCAGAGCACAUCUUCUCGACGUUUACGAAUACCGUUAUGUUUGUCGCGAUCUCGGCCUUCCAUGCCCGCAUCGCGGAUCCGGUCAUUGGGGGCACGUAUAUGACUUUGCUUGCUACUGUCUCCAACUUAGGCGGCACCUUCCCUCGCUACUUCGUCCUAAAACUCGUCGACGCCUUCACAGUUGCAACCUGCAUCCCGCCAGCCUCCGAUUAUAAACUUGACCCCAAACUCCGCGGCCCCCUCGUCACCGAAGCCUUCUCCUGUGCUGCUUCCAAAGCAAAAUAUAUGUGCAUACAAGGCGGAGGGGUCUGUGAUAUUAGCAGGGAUGGCUAUUAUGUUAUGAAUAUUGUUUGUGUAUUGAUUGGGGUGGUUACAUUCUGGGGGUAUAUUAAACCGGCUGCUAUUAAGUUGCAGGGGUUGCCGUUGAGGGCUUGGAGGAUUGCUGAAGGGACCACGUGA
This is a messenger RNA of Hyaloscypha bicolor E, 1962 nucleotides long. RefSeq lists its product as uncharacterized. Gene Ontology annotation, cellular component: membrane. The record is from RefSeq and is a predicted model, not a curated record. Bases 1 to 1962 code for a protein of 653 amino acids. The transcript is spliced from 2 exons. Gene Ontology annotation, molecular function: acetyl-CoA transmembrane transporter activity. Lineage: Eukaryota; Fungi; Ascomycota; Leotiomycetes; Helotiales; Hyaloscyphaceae.